Messenger RNA from Hydractinia symbiolongicarpus, 1105 nucleotides. RefSeq names its product zinc metalloproteinase nas-6-like. Gene Ontology annotation, molecular function: zinc ion binding; metalloendopeptidase activity. Gene Ontology annotation, biological process: proteolysis. The transcript has 8 exons. The record is from RefSeq and is a predicted model, not a curated record. The coding region runs from base 1 to 984 and encodes 327 amino acids. NCBI's taxonomy places the organism in Eukaryota, Metazoa, Cnidaria, Hydrozoa, Anthoathecata, Hydractiniidae.
AUGGAUCCAGACCUAUUUGAAGGAGAUAUGGUGGUGGAUGAAAAGCAAAAACAGGAAAUUCUAACAAACACAAAUUCAUUUGCAGCAGUGAGAGGACAUGGUAGAACAUGGCCAUUUGGUAUCGUGUGGUAUGAAUUAACACCAGAAAUAGCUAACAAUAGUGAAGCAAAGAAAGGAGUAAUGGAAGCCAUCGCCAUGUUUCAGAAAUAUACGUGUGUUCAAUUCAACAAUCGAUGGAGGUUUCCAAACAAUCUGUAUCACGGCUACAUCUCUUUUCAAAAGGGAAAAGGAGGUAGUAAUGCACAAAUUGAAACAGUUAAACUUCAUAGUAGUAUUGACAUUCAAUUAGCUAAACCUUUCUUUCAUUGCAGAUGCAGUUCUGAAGUUGGAUAUAAAGGAAAAGGAAAGAAACAUGUUAUCUCGUUAGGUGCUGGAUGCUAUUACAAUAUAACUGUAAUGCAUCAAAUUAUGCAUGUAUUAGGUUUUUAUCACGAACACAAUCGACCAGAUAGAGAUAAUCAUGUAAAAAUCAAUUGGAACAAUAUUGAGAAAGGCUACCAGGACAAAUUCAACAAAAGAUCCAUCAAAGAUGUCGACUCAAGAAAAGUUCCAUACGACCUGCGUUCAAUAAUGCAUUGUGCAUGGAAUGCUUUUGGAUGGACGCUUGGAGAUCUUACCAUAGAAACAAAAGAUCCUUUAGAUAAAUAUGAAAUCGGACAGCGGGCUCAUCUUUCGGUCUCGGAUCAAUAUCAGAUUAACAAAAUGUAUUAUUGCACGCAAAUUGACAAUUUCCCGACCCCUGGUCCAAAGCCAUAUACAAGACCACCGCAAGAAUGUCGAAACCUUCGCCAGGAUUGUGACUACAUGGCUCAACAACUGAAUCGUUGCAAAAAUGGAUGGAAAUACACAAUGAAUUACUGGUGCAAGCGUGCUUGUGGUUUUUGUAAGUCUCCGCCGAAGAUUAAGAAAUUAAUCCCAUUUUAAGUUAAUUUAUUGAAGAAAACAAACUUAUAAGCAUAUUAAUUAUUUUAAAGUUUUGCAUAUUGUACUAUAAUAGAAUUGAUAAUUAAGAAAAAGGAAUAAUAAAAUCGUCUUUUCAAUAAGC